Ceratotherium simum simum (southern white rhinoceros) is the source of this 2164-nucleotide messenger RNA. RefSeq names its product sulfatase modifying factor 1 (gene SUMF1). Gene Ontology annotation, biological process: protein oxidation. Lineage: Eukaryota; Metazoa; Chordata; Mammalia; Perissodactyla; Rhinocerotidae. Gene Ontology annotation, molecular function: formylglycine-generating oxidase activity. The record is from RefSeq and is a predicted model, not a curated record. Gene Ontology annotation, cellular component: endoplasmic reticulum.
CACGUGACCCAUAGUCACGUGGCUCGCGGGACAACAUGGCUGCGCCCGCGCUAAGGCCGGGUCGUGGACGCUGCCCCGGGCUAGGUCUGGUCCUCUUGCUGCCUCUGCUCUUGCUGCUAGGCAGGGCGGCAGGGGGCGAAGAGGCCGGAGCCAGCUCGGGCGCGGCGUCCGUCGCGGGGUCGUGCGGCUGCGGCUCUCCGCAGCGGCCCGGAGCCCAUGGCAGCUCGGCGGCCGCGCACCGAUACUCGCGGGAGGCGAACGCCCCGGGCCCGGUCCCCGGAGAGCGGCCGCUCGCGCUCACCAAGAUGGUCCCCAUCCCUGCUGGAGUGUUUACGAUGGGCACAGAUGAUCCUCAGAUAAGGCAGGAUGGGGAAGCACCUGCAAGGAGAGUCGCUAUUGAUGCCUUUUACAUGGAUGCCUAUGAAGUCAGUAACGCUGAAUUUGAGAAGUUUGUGAAUGCAACUGGCUAUUUGACAGAGGCUGAGAAGUUUGGUGACUCGUUUGUCUUUGAAGGCAUGUUGAGUGAGCAGGUGAAGACUGAUAUCCAACAGGCAGUUGCAGCUGCUCCCUGGUGGUUACCUGUUAAAGGCGCUAACUGGAGACAGCCAGAAGGGCCCGACUCGACUGUUCUACACAGGCCGGAUCAUCCCGUUCUCCAUGUCUCCUGGAACGAUGCUGUUGCCUACUGUGCCUGGGCAGGAAAGCGGUUGCCCACGGAAGCUGAGUGGGAAUACAGCUGUCGAGGAGGCCUGCAAAAUAGACUUUUCCCCUGGGGCAACAAACUUCAGCCAAAAGGCCAACAUUAUGCCAACAUUUGGCAAGGCGAGUUUCCUGUGACCAACACUGGAGAGGACGGCUUCCAAGGAACUGCGCCUGUUGACGCCUUUCCUCCCAAUGGUUAUGGCUUAUACAAUAUAGUAGGGAAUGCGUGGGAGUGGACCUCAGACUGGUGGACCGUUCACCAUUCUGUUGAAGAGACGCUUAACCCGAAAGGCCCCCCUUCUGGCAAAGACCGGGUGAAGAAAGGUGGAUCCUACAUGUGCCAUAAGUCCUACUGCUAUAGGUAUCGCUGUGCUGCUCGAAGCCAGAACACACCUGACAGCUCCGCCUCGAAUCUGGGGUUCCGCUGUGCAGCUGAUCGUCUGCCCACCAGGAGCUAAGAACCAAGAACAGGCUUCGUGAAUCCAAGAAGUCGUGUCUACCCUGCCCGGCUUCCCUCAGAAGGUUAACCAACCUUGUGUGAAGAAUUCCCACCAUGAAGUGGGUUACCUACCUGCCCAAUGGCCAGAGGAACCGCCUUGCGAGACCAAAUCGCUGACCUCCGUCAGCACAUGUGCUUUAUUGUGUGGUGCAUCUUUGGAGAUCAUCACCAUGUUUUACUCUGCGAGUCUUUUAAAGAGGAAGGGGCGUGGAGGGCACCCUGAGCUAGGCUUCAGGAGGCCUACGUCCUACCUGGGGCCUGCCACUGGGGUCAGACCCCGGAGUCCCACACUUGACCUUCCUGGGCCUCAGUGACCUCAUCUGUCGAGUGAGGGGAUGCACGGCAUGCUCUCCGAGGCUCACUCCAACUCACAAAUUCUAUGAGUAUACCAGAGUCUAUCAUGAUUUCAUAGUGAGAAUUUAUGACAGAUUAUUUUUUAGCUAUUUUUUUUCCACAUGUGAACCUUGGGUGAUACUAAUGUAAAAUAAGAGUUCUCUUACGUAUUCUUUUCAGAAAAGGAUGGUGGGGUGGUGGUGAUGAGUCUUUAUAUUCACACUGCACUUUGUUUUUUCAAGGAAAUCAGUGUCUUUUACAUUGUUAUGAUGAAUCCCACGUGGGCCAGUGAUGGUACGCUCAAGUUCAGCAGUCUGAACACGCAGGAAUGUCUGUGGGGUGAUUCUACUGUGCUUUAUCUUUUAACAUUAAGUGCCUUUGGUUCAGGGGGGCAAUUAUAAGCCCUAUUUCCCCCUCUCCCCAAAGCCUUCGGUGAAUGUGAAAUGUAUGCUAAACGGAGAAACCUGUUUAAUUCUAGAUGUAGGAGAAAAGGAAUGAGAACUUUGAAUUAACCAUAUUCAAGGUACUCAGUAUUUUGUAAUAGAGAAGUAGGAAAUCUUGUUGGCUGUGGAAUAUCAGAUGCUUUGAAUCAUGCACAAUAGAGAAUAAACUGGUAUCUGCUAAAUCAGG